UAUAAUAUUAAUAAUGUAAUUCUUAAUGAUUUAACGGUGCAAAUACCGAAAGGUAAAAUAUUUGCACUGUUAGGUCCAAACGGAACGGGAAAAACAACUAUAAUGCGUGUAAUGUUAGGACAAUUAAAAUUAACAUCGGGCACAAUUGACGUUUUUGGGAAAAAACUUGGUUCAGUGGAUUCAGGUAUUCCUGGACCGGGUGUCGGAUAUAUGCCUCAGGAGUUGGCGUUAUUUGAUUAUUUCACAAUCGGAGAAAUACUCAAUUAUUACGGAAUGAUAUAUCACAUGAAACGCGAGGAAAUUGAUAAAAACGUUAAUAAUUUACGCGAAUUAUUGCAUUUACCGGAAAAUUCCCGAAUAAUUAGUGAAUUAAGUGGUGGACAACAGCGCCGGGUGUCGAUCGCCAUAACAAUGUUACACAAACCCAGACUCGUUAUAUUGGAUGAGCCCACUGUUGGUGUGGACUCUCUGCUCAGGCAUAGGAUAUGGCAAUACUUGGAGAAUAUGUGCGAUAAAUACGGCCAAACAGUGAUAAUAACGACCCAUUAUAUAGAAGAGGCCCGGAGUGCACAUAACGUGGCGUUUAUGAGAUCCGGCGCUGUAUUGAGACAAUCAAAUCCCCAACAAUUGAUGGAUGAAUACGAGUGCCCGACACUGGAGGACGUGUUCCUACNCCGGAGUGCACAUAACGUGGCGUUUAUGAGAUCCGGCGCUGUAUUGAGACAAUCAAAUCCCCAACAAUUGAUGGAUGAAUACGAGUGCCCGACACUGGAGGACGUGUUCCUACAGUUGUGUCACUCAGAGGAAAACACCGUUACUUUGAGAUAUGACUUGAAAUCCAAAGACAAUACAGAAAUUUAUUUAAACAAUAAUAUUUUGACUGAAAGUAAGACCAAAAUUCACUACAAAAACAAUGCGUUCAUUGAUUGGCAACGAAUGAAAGCAAUGCUAAUAAAGCAAUGGAUUGCUAUUAAAAGACGGCCGCUAUUCAUGUGUGCCUAUUAUGCUCUAACUAUUAUAACUAUGACAUCGUUGCACUUGGUAUUUGCCCAGGAUAUAAGGCACAUACCGGUUGGGGUAUACAAUAGCGAUCUAACUGAUGAUCAAAUAUCAUUAUCCAAUUUAAUUCUUGAUUCAAUAAAUCCCCAAAACAUGCGAAUAUCUCAUUACCCAUCGCUCGAUAGCGCCGUUCAGUCGGUAACAAAUGGUGUCAAUUAUUUGGUGUUUGAAUUUCGAAACAACUUUUCCGACAGUUUUGAGACACGAGUGACGGAUAUGUUUGACGCCAGCGAUGAUGUCGUCGAACAAAGCCUUAUAUAUCUCUAUGCAGACCUUUCACACCCACAAAUGUACGCCAUGAUGGUUAGAUACAUAUUCAAUGGAUUUAACAUAUUCACGGAUAAAUUGGUCCAAAUUUUAAACAAUACAAAUAUCUACAACCAGAUGAAUGCAAUCAGAGUUAUCGAAGUAUUUAACGGUGAUUUAAGCAGAACACUGUCCACAUUCAUGUUUGUCGGACCACAAUUGAUGAUAUUUGUCGAAUUUAGUUUGGGUUUGAUUCUAUCGGCAUUCAUCAUGAUAAGUGACAAAUCGUCGAACAUAAUGAACCGGGUGUUCGCGGCCGGUGUCACUGAGUACGAGUAUAUGAGCGCCCAUAUAAUCAUCAACGUGAUCAUUAAUUUAGUUCAGGUCAUAAGUGCGAUGAUUGUUGUGUUUGGAGUAUUUUUCGUUCAACAUUCGGGAAGUUAUUGGGAAAUAUUUCUAUUUUUAUUCAUGGAAAAUAUGGCGGGCACUUUCAUUGGUCUAUUACUCGCGGUCAUUUUCGGCGAUCCCUUUUCCGUUAUGGUUUGCGUAAUGGGAAUUUUAUUUCCUCUGCUAUACAUAUCAGGUAUCUUUUGGCCACUUGAGGCCAUUCCACAUAUGUUUCGGUUUAUUAACUAUAUAAAUCCGGUGACAUUUCCCAUGCAAUCAAUCCGUAAUAUAAUGGCCCGUGGUUGGACAUACCAACACCCAGAUGUUUACUAUAGUUAUUUGAUGAAUAUUACAAUUAUUGUUGUUUCAUUUCUCUUAAGUCUGGCAUUAUUUAAACGCAAUUCUAAUAAAUAUUUGUCUAUUAAUAAAUGG
This is a messenger RNA of Medioppia subpectinata, 2124 nucleotides long. Lineage: Eukaryota; Metazoa; Arthropoda; Arachnida; Sarcoptiformes; Oppiidae. The record is from the annotation of a GenBank genome assembly.